CAACCCUUUCUCCUGCACGUGGCUGGCUCUGCUCAGAACUUCCUGGAUCUUCGGGAGCGAUGGCUCCGGCUCAGGCCUUCGGGCGGCGGAGGAGAAGGAAGCGGCGGCCUAAGGACGAGGACGUGGCCGAGCAACAGGACUAUGAGAUGCCAGUCUCUGUUUUCCCCGAAUCCGAAGGCGCCUCCGACGUGGAGCCGGACACCCAGGAAAUGGUCCGGGCCCAGAACAAGAAGAAGAAGAAGUCUGGAGGCUUUCAGUCUAUGGGUCUCAGCUACCCUGUUUUCAAAGGCGUGAUGAAAAAGGGCUACAAGAUCCCGACUCCCAUCCAAAGGAAGACCAUUCCGGUGAUCCUGGACGGCAAAGACGUGGUGGCGAUGGCGAGGACCGGGAGCGGGAAGACGGCCUGCUUCCUCAUCCCCAUGUUUGAGAAGCUGAAGGCUCACAGUGCCAAGACGGGCGCCCGGGCCCUUAUCUUGUCUCCCACCCGGGAACUGGCCCUGCAGACCCUCAAGUUCACCAAGGAGCUUGGUCGAUUUGCUGGCUUAAAAACGGCCCUGAUCCUCGGAGGAGACAAGAUGGAAGACCAAUUUGCCGCUCUCCAUGAAAACCCUGACAUAAUCAUUGCCACACCUGGACGGCUGAUGCAUGUGGCCGUGGAAAUGAAGCUGAAGCUGCACAGCGUGGAAUACGUAGUUUUUGAUGAAGCGGACAGGCUCUUUGAGAUGGGUUUUUCGGAGCACCUGAAGGAGAUAAUUUCGAGGCUUCCCGAAAGCCGCCAGACAGUUCUUUUCUCGGCCACUUUGCCCAAAGUCCUUGUGGAGUUUGCCCGAGCCGGACUCACAGAACCCGUGUUGAUCCGUCUAGAUGUGGAGUCCAAGCUGAGCGAGCAGCUUAAGCUCUCCUUCUAUCACAUCCGUGCUGACGACAAGCCAGCCCUCCUGCUGUACCUCUUGAGGACGGUGGUGAGGCCCCAGGACCAGACCAUUGUGUUUGUGGCCACAAAGCACCACACCGAGUAUUUGAAAGAGCUCUUAACAGCCCAAGGGGUGGACUGCACCCACGUCUACAGCUCCCUGGACCAGACGGCUCGCAAGAUCAACAUUGGCAAGUUCACCCACGGCAAGUGCUCUGUGCUGAUUGUCACCGACUUGGCCGCCCGGGGCAUCGACAUCCCUUUGUUGGACAACGUCAUCAACUACAGCUUCCCGGCCAAGCCCAAGCUCUUCCUGCAUCGUGUCGGUCGAGUGGCCCGAGCUGGCAGGAGUGGGACGGCUUACUCUUUUGUGGCGCCAGAUGAGACCCCUUAUCUCUUUGACUUGCAUCUGUUUCUAGGCCGGCCGCUGGUCCUUGCUAGUCCUCACGAAAAGCCUAAAGAUACAGACGGCAUGUUUGGCCGCGUCCCGCAAAGCAUCAUCGACGAUGAGGAAAGCUUGCUGCAAACGGACCACGAACGCUCCCAGGAGCUGCAGAGCCUCCGCCAGGUUGCCGACAAUGCCCAAAAGCAGUACCAGAAAUCGCGCCCGGCUCCCUCGUCCGAAUCCAUCAAGCGGGUCAAAGAGAUGGACUUCAGCCUCCUGGGCAUCCACCCUUUGUUCAGUUCACGCUUUGAGGGGGAUGAGAUGGAGCGGCUCAAGUUUGUGGACAGCAUCAAAACCUAUCGUUCCAAGGCUACCAUCUUUGAGAUCAACGCCACCAAGAAGACCUUGGCCAGCGAUGUCAUGCGCGCCAAGCGCAACUGCGACCGGCAGCUUAUCGACCGCCACCAGCGGAAGCAGCAAGAGAGGUUGUCCUUGGCGGCCGCAAAAAAACCAACAGCGUCUCCUGCUGCGCAAGAGGCACCGGAGGAAGGAGAAGAGCAUCUUCAGGAGGUCUUCUCCAGUGUGGUGGGAAGGAAACGGAAGCAGAACCCGGCAAGAAAGGACGCAGAGAAGACGAAGAAGAAGCAGCGUCUGUCAGUGCAGGAGGAGAAGGACUUCUACAUCCCCUACCGGCCCAAGGAUUUUGACUCCGAGCGCGGGCUCUGCGUCGGCAGAGAAAGCAGUGCUUUUGAGCAGCAGGCUUCGGGCGCCGUCCUGGAUCUGAUGGGCGACGAGAACGAGAACAUGAACGUGAACAAGAAGCUCCUGAAAUGGGAUCGGAAGAAGAAGCGCUUUGUGGGGCAGACGGGCCAGGAGGAUAAGAAGAAGAAGAUCCGCACCGAGAGCGGCGCCUACAUCAGCAGCUCCUACAAUCGGAACCUCUACGAGAAAUGGAAAAAGCGGAACAAGAUCGACGAGCAGGACUCCGACGGGGAGGCGGAAGGCGAGCGCCGGUCAGGGAAGCAAUGGAAAGGGAGAGGUGCCCGUCCGACGCCAUCGUCCCCCCACGGCAGCCGCGGUCCCCAGCAGGGCAAGGUCCGCUCCGAGCUGAAGACCAAGCAGCAGAUCUUCAAGGAGCGGAAGAAGAAGGCCAAGGAGCGCUUCCUGCAGUCGGGGGGCCUCAAGCGCCUGAAGUCCCGCAACCGCCAGCACCUGAAAGAGAUGCGCCGCUCGGCCUUUGGGCGCGGAGCCACCAAGAAGGGCAAGAUGCGGAAGAGGAUGUAGCCGGGGGCCCGGUGUUCGGGACCCACCUGUUACUAACGGAGCAAACCAUUAAAAUUAUUAUUAUUUUCCCCA
Messenger RNA from Anolis carolinensis (green anole), 2654 nucleotides. RefSeq names its product DEAD-box helicase 54 (gene ddx54). NCBI's taxonomy places the organism in Eukaryota, Metazoa, Chordata, Lepidosauria, Squamata, Anolidae. Gene Ontology annotation, molecular function: ATP binding; RNA binding; RNA helicase activity. Bases 60 to 2582 code for a protein of 840 amino acids. The transcript is spliced from 20 exons. Gene Ontology annotation, cellular component: nucleus. The record is from RefSeq and is a predicted model, not a curated record.